UUCUUUCUCAGGACAUAGCUGUCAGAAGGGGUCUGGAUAAGGAAGGUGGGGUUGGAUUGUCCAGCACUGGAAUGAUCAGACACGGAAGGCAUGGACAGUGAUUCACUCCAUUUUACGAAGUAUGCUCAUUUCUAUGGAACUGGAACACUUCAGAUAAAAGAAACAUGACCUCAAUCGAAGAGCUGAAGCUGCGAGUGAGGGAGCUUGAGAAUGAGUUGAUCAAGUGUAAGCAAAAGCGAUGUACGGCGAUGUGUGCCGAGGAAGCUGCCGACAACAACCAACCUCAUCACAGACCAAGGAUCGACAAAAUGAGUGCAGAAGUAGUGGAUUCAAACCCUUACAGUCGUCUGAUGGCUUUGAAGCGAAUGGGCAUUGUUGAAGAUUAUGAGAAAAUCAGGACGUUCACUGUAGCUGUGGUGGGUGUUGGAGGAGUUGGAAGUGUGACUGCAGAAAUGCUCACAAGAUGUGGCAUUGGUAAGCUCAUCCUGUUUGACUAUGACAAAGUGGAGCUGGCCAAUAUGAACAGGCUGUUCUUCCAGCCUCACCAGGCCGGCCUCAGCAAAGUAGAGGCAGCUGAACACACACUCAGGAAUAUCAACCCAGAUGUGCAGUUUGAGACCCACAACUACAACAUCACCACCAUGGAACAUUUCGCACAUUUCAUGGAUCGCAUAAGUUAUGGGGCGCUUCAGGAAGGAAAGGCCGUAGACCUGAUUCUGAGUUGUGUGGACAACUUUGAGGCCCGGAUGGCCAUCAACGCAGCGUGUAACGAGCUGGGUCAGAUCUGGAUGGAGUCGGGUGUGAGUGAGAACGCUGUGUCUGGACACAUCCAGCUCAUCAUCCCGGGGGAGACGGCCUGCUUCGCAUGUGCUCCUCCCCUGGUGGUGGCGGCCAACAUUGAUGAGAAGACCCUGAAGAGGGAGGGGGUGUGUGCUGCCAGCCUACCCACCACCAUGGGUGUGGUGGCAGGGAUCCUGGUCCAAAACGUCCUCAAGUACCUGUUGAAGUUUGGCACAGUCAGCCAUUACCUGGGCUACAACGCCAUGCAGGACUUCUUCCCCACUAUGGCCAUGAAGGCCAACCCCACAUGUGAUGACCGCUACUGCAGGAAACAGCAGGACGACUAUAAGAAGAAAGAGGCAGAGCGACCAAAAAAGGUUGUAGAGAAGGUGGUGGAGGAGGAAGUGGUUCACGAGGAGAACGACUGGGGUAUUGAGCUGGUGUCGGAGCAGACAGAAGAGGAACUCCAUGCGGCUUCAGGCCCCGUCCCCGACCUCCCAGAAGGCAUCACUGUGGCCUACACCAUCCCUGAGAAGGAGACCGGGGCGUCAGGAGGGGAGACUGUGGAGGAAACAGAACAGAGUCUAGAAGAGCUGAUGGCCCAGAUGAGAAAGAUGUAACCGGGACCAGGAAGACACCUCAACUAUCAGACGACCAUCAUCAUCGUCGUGCAUCCGCGUAUCUCCGCAACAUUGCAGUGAACCUACCACCCUUUUUUUAAUAACGGAGCAUUGACACCGUACAGUAUACCCCCUGCAAUGGAGCUUUGCAUCUCCAUGUUCUUAAAUCAAGCACGAUUUUUAAUACCCACUAUACGUAUUACAGUAUCAAUACGACUUAAUGCAUGUACUUCUGCUCCUUUGACAUGAAAGGGAAUGCAAUGCAUGGUUAAUGAACUCAAGUGCUGCUGUUUAUGAUCUUCAUAUUCCCCAAGGCUGUAAAUUUACUAGCGUAAGCCUGUUCAAUAUGGAAGCAUAUAACUGUUGAAAUUCAUUUUGAAUUUCAGCUUCGGAGAGCACAAACUGGACGCUGAAAUGUAUGUAAUUAUCUUUAAUGAACUUUUGCUUGAUGUAAUGGACCAGGUACGUACAGAUGUAAGCUAUGUAAUUCAUUAUGCUUGUUGGCCGAGAGGAAAUACUGUUGUAACACUCAGCGUUGGAUAAGUAAUUGCUGUUAUGGAUAGUCUCGGACCAACUAUUACUACUGUAUGGAAUGCUAAUGAAUGAAAUUGUUAAUGCAUUACAUCCUUUCUUCUAAAACAUUUUGAAUGAGGUCUAAUGUUUCUCUGCAUGACAAACCUGCCUUAAAUGUAUCUGUUCCAUGUCUAGCUCUGGUCCGUAGUGCGAUAACGAGUGGCCUCUGCUACAUGUUGUGGCGCUAUGGGGCGGCAGAGUAGCCUCGUGGUUAGAGCAUUGGACUAGUAUCCGAAAGGUUGCAAGUUUAAAUCCCCGAGCUGUACAAAUCUGUCGUUCUGCCCCUGAACAAGGCAGUUAACCCACUGUUCCUAGGCAGUCAUUGAAAAUAAGAAUUUGUUCUUAACUGACUUGCCUAGUUAAAGGUAAAACAACAACAAAAAAUAAUGGACCAGUGCUACUCUCAGCUGUUUAAACUGAUAUAGAUGAAACUGAAGCUUUCUCUGCUGAAACUGUACCGACUAACUCUGUUUCAAUAAAGUAUUUAUUAGCCAGUU
This is a messenger RNA of Oncorhynchus keta (chum salmon), 2470 nucleotides long. Its product is annotated as ubiquitin-like modifier-activating enzyme 5. Gene Ontology annotation, cellular component: cytoplasm; cytosol. Gene Ontology annotation, molecular function: UFM1 activating enzyme activity. The record is from RefSeq and is a predicted model, not a curated record. The transcript has 13 exons. Gene Ontology annotation, biological process: protein ufmylation. NCBI's taxonomy places the organism in Eukaryota, Metazoa, Chordata, Actinopteri, Salmoniformes, Salmonidae. Bases 165 to 1400 code for a protein of 411 amino acids.